Molecule: messenger RNA, 400 nt
Organism: Onthophagus taurus
Lineage: Eukaryota; Metazoa; Arthropoda; Insecta; Coleoptera; Scarabaeidae
Gene: RpL37A
Product: Ribosomal protein L37A
Biological process (GO): translation
Cellular component (GO): ribosome
Molecular function (GO): structural constituent of ribosome
Source: RefSeq, a predicted model, not a curated record
CAUCUAACGUAAUAACAACACAACAAAAUUGAUAGAGGGCGCCUUAUUCGCACGGAAUUACUCCUUCAUCAAAAUACAUCUGUCAAAAUGGCCAAACGCACGAAGAAGGUUGGAAUCGUAGGCAAAUAUGGUACUCGUUACGGUGCCUCUUUGCGUAAAAUGGUUAAAAAGAUGGAAAUUACACAACACGGAAAAUAUUCCUGCAGUUUUUGUGGAAAGGAUGCUAUGAAGAGAAGUUGCGUUGGAAUUUGGUCCUGUAAAAGAUGUAAACGAAUUGUUGCUGGAGGAGCUUGGGUUUACUCGACCACAGCAGCCGCUACAGUCCGAUCUGCUGUAAGACGUCUUAGGGAAGUUAAGGAACAGUAAAUUUGUUACUUAAGUUAAUUAAUAAUAAAAAAUU